Amphibalanus amphitrite is the source of this 1987-nucleotide messenger RNA. RefSeq names its product lachesin-like. The transcript has 5 exons. Bases 239 to 772 code for a protein of 177 amino acids. Gene Ontology annotation, biological process: synapse organization. The record is from RefSeq and is a predicted model, not a curated record. Gene Ontology annotation, cellular component: neuron projection membrane. NCBI's taxonomy places the organism in Eukaryota, Metazoa, Arthropoda, Thecostraca, Balanomorpha, Balanidae.
GACUCUUCGGUUCGAAAAUAAAGCUAAACAGCAUUUUAGGUAAAUCAAAACUGUCUCAAAUCAUUACUCAUAAGCGUCUUAACCGCGAACAAACGCUGAACAUCGCACACAUUUACUGUCAUUUCAGAUCACCUGGCUGCGCCGGCGCGACUGGCACAUUUUGUCGUCCAACCUGCAGCUCUACAUCCAGGACGAGAGGUUCCAGGUAACCCACCCAGGCGGCUCGGACGAGUGGAACAUGCACAUCAAACCGGUUCAGUACUCGGACGCCGGCAGCUACGAGUGUCAGGUGACUGACGGUGAGCAGGUGCUCUCCACCUUCAUCCACCUGCGAGUGAAGAGACCGCGGGCUCUGAUCAGCGGCACCCGCCAGUACCACAUGGUGCCCGGUAGCAGCCUCAGCAUCAACUGCACCGUCAUAGAGACGCGGUACCCGGUGCGGGUGGUUUCCUGGCUGAAGGACGACGUGCCGCUGACGCCGCCGCCACCUCCGCUGACGCCCGAUGCCGACGGGCCGCGGCUGACAGUGGAGACGCACCGCGGGGACGUCAACACCACGUCACUGCUGACACUGGCCGCCGUCGGAGCCGACGACUCGGGCGUCUACACGUGCCGCGCCCGCGGAGCAGCGCCUGACAGCGUCAAAUUGUUCGUCGAUAACGCCGACAAGACGGCCGCCAUCAGUCGGCGAAACAGCACCGGAAGCGCGCUCAGCGGCCGGGGGCCGGCCACCUGGCUCCUGCCGGUCACAGCCUGUCUGCUGGCCAGGUAGUGAUGACGUCAUACACACAUUACGUCACUGGUUAUUCAACGCUCAUUUUUCUCACUCACUGGCUCGCCUACCAGACGUCAUACCCCGUGUUGUGACGUCAAGUUAUGCGUCAAAUGACGUCAAAAGCGCACAUCAGUAGAACUCGCUGUGUAUUAUGUAACCACACCGCGCAAUUCAUUGCAUGGCGUCGGGCGGAGCCAUCGGUGUGACAAUUACAUUCGUGACAUCAGACGUGUCAAGUUCAUAGCGGAAGUUUGACGUCACCAGUGGACUGUGACGUCACCAGUGGUCCAUGACGUCACCAGAGGGCCGUGACUUCAGCAGUGGGCCGUGAACUUUUGUAUCGUCUGUGAUAAGCUGCGCUAGACCCGUCGUAAAACCGUGAAGACAGCUCAUGGGGCGGCAUUUUGUACUGAGACGGGUCAGCGCAGCUACUGUUUCUGGUCUCAGCUCAUAAGGACAGUGGUGAGAGCUGUUCAGAGACGAUUGAGAGCGUUCUACUCGUGUGAGCACAAUUGAGUGAGCGUGAGUUACGCGUGGGCACAAUUGAGUGAGCGUGAGUUACGUGUAAGCUGAGCUCGAGCUGUUGUGAGGGCCAAUUCCAGAUAAUGCUAGUGUUUAACAGUUAACUUAUGAACAGUCAGUGACGGUUGAGCUAUGUCAUGUGUUGAAGCAGGUAUAUUUGAGUGUGUGAUUGAUGAUUGUAACGCAUGUAAUGUUUAUAAUGUAAUUGUGUUGAUUUUGUGGAGGUAUAAUAGGGUUGGAAAAAGAACAGAGUUAACAAUCUUGAAUGUCAUAAUGGAAGCUGAUGAUGUGGCUGCGAUUGUUGAUAAUGUUGUUACAAAACAGUUUUGAUGAGUGAAUCUAUCGUAAUGACGAUUAUUGCAAAGGAGGUAACAAACCGCUGUAUAUGCCGGUGUUUAUUCAAAGAAGUGUACCUAUGUAUAAUGAUAUACUAUUCAUUGUGAAUGUAUGUUGAAGGUAUAAUGCGCUAUAUGAUUCAAGAGAUAACUUCGUGCUGGUACAAGAUAUUAUUUCAACCGUGAACUCUUUUUGGGCUGCUCAAAUAAUGCUUAUUCCAACUGGUAUUUGUUCCUUCUCGCUUAUAAAAGCCCCCUACUGUGCCCGUUUCAUAUCUGGUUGUUGUUUGUAAUGCUAAAAAUAGACAUAUUAUCUACAUGGAUGUAAUAAAUGCCUUCAACUUAUAGGUAUGGA